UCCGCCUCCUCCUCCCCAGCCGCCGGGGACAUGUCUAACCCCGGAGGCCGGAGGAACGGGCCCGUCAAGCUGCGCCUGACAGUACUCUGUGCAAAAAACUUGGUGAAAAAGGAUUUUUUCCGACUUCCUGAUCCAUUUGCUAAGGUGGUGGUUGAUGGAUCUGGGCAAUGCCAUUCUACAGAUACUGUGAAGAAUACACUAGAUCCAAAGUGGAAUCAGCAUUAUGACCUGUACAUUGGAAAGUCUGAUUCGGUUACGAUCAGUGUAUGGAAUCAUAAGAAGAUCCAUAAAAAACAAGGUGCUGGAUUUCUUGGUUGUGUUCGUCUUCUUUCCAAUGCCAUCAAUCGCCUCAAAGACACUGGUUAUCAGAGGUUGGAUCUGUGUAAACUGGGGCCAAAUGACAAUGAUACAGUUCGAGGACAGAUAGUAGUAAGUCUUCAGUCCAGAGACCGAAUAGGCACAGGAGGACAAGUUGUGGACUGCAGUCGUUUGUUUGAUAAUGAUUUACCAGAUGGCUGGGAAGAAAGGCGAACUGCCUCUGGAAGAAUCCAGUAUCUAAACCACAUAACAAGAACGACUCAGUGGGAACGCCCAACACGACCAGCUUCUGAAUAUUCAAGUCCUGGCAGACCUCUUAGCUGCUUUGUUGAUGAGAACACCCCAAUUUGUGGAACAAAUGGUGCAACAUGUGGACAGUCUUCAGAUCCCAGACUAGCAGAAAGAAGAGUCAGGUCACAACGACAUAGAAAUUACAUGAGCAGGACCCAUUUACAUACUCCUCCAGACCUGCCAGAAGGCUAUGAACAGAGGACAACACAACAGGGUCAAGUGUAUUUCUUACAUACACAGACUGGUGUGAGCACAUGGCAUGAUCCAAGAGUGCCUAGGGAUCUUAGCAACAUCAAUUGUGAAGAGCUUGGUCCUUUGCCUCCUGGAUGGGAGAUCCGUAAUACCGCAACAGGCAGAGUUUAUUUCGUUGACCAUAACAACAGAACAACACAAUUCACAGAUCCUCGGCUCUCUGCUAACUUGCAUUUAGUUUUAAAUCGGCAGAACCAAUUGAAAGACCAGCAACAACAGCAAGUGGUGGCAUUGUGCCCUGACGACACAGAGUGUCUGACAGUGCCAAGGUACAAGCGAGACCUGGUUCAGAAACUAAAAAUCUUGAGGCAAGAGCUUUCCCAACAACAGCCUCAGGCAGGCCACUGUCGCAUUGAGGUUUCUAGAGAAGAAAUUUUUGAGGAAUCAUAUCGACAGGUCAUGAAAAUGAGACCAAAAGAUCUCUGGAAGCGAUUAAUGAUAAAAUUUCGUGGAGAAGAAGGCCUUGACUAUGGAGGGGUUGCCAGGGAAUGGUUGUACCUUUUGUCACAUGAAAUGUUGAAUCCAUACUAUGGCCUUUUCCAGUAUUCAAGAGAUGACAUCUACACGUUGCAGAUCAAUCCUGAUUCUGCAGUUAAUCCGGAACAUUUGUCCUAUUUCCACUUUGUUGGACGAAUAAUGGGAAUGGCUGUAUUUCAUGGACAUUAUAUUGAUGGUGGCUUCACCUUGCCUUUUUAUAAACAGUUGCUUGGAAAGUCAAUUACUUUGGAUGACAUGGAGUUAGUAGAUCCAGACCUUCAUAACAGCUUGGUGUGGAUACUUGAGAAUGAUAUUACAGGUGUUUUGGACCAUACCUUUUGUGUUGAGCAUAAUGCAUAUGGAGAAAUUAUUCAGCAUGAACUUAAACCAAAUGGCAAAAGUAUUCCUGUUACUGAAGAAAAUAAGAAAGAGUAUGUCAGACUUUAUGUGAACUGGAGAUUUCUACGAGGCAUUGAAGCUCAAUUCCUGGCUCUGCAGAAAGGAUUUAACGAAGUAAUUCCACAACAUCUGCUGAAGACCUUUGAUGAGAAGGAACUAGAGCUCAUUAUUUGUGGACUUGGCAAGAUAGAUGUCGGUGACUGGAAGGUAAAUACCCGGUUAAAACACUGUACACCAGACAGCAAUGUGGUCAAGUGGUUCUGGAAAGCUGUGGAGUUUUUUGAUGAAGAACGACGAGCACGAUUACUUCAGUUUGUGACAGGAUCAUCUAGAGUGCCUCUCCAGGGCUUCAAGGCACUGCAAGGUGCUGCAGGCCCACGGCUCUUCACCAUACACCAGAUUGAUGCCUGCACCAACAACUUGCCAAAGGCCCACACUUGCUUCAACCGAAUUGACAUUCCGCCCUAUGAAAGCUAUGAAAAGCUCUAUGAAAAGCUGCUAACAGCCAUUGAAGAAACAUGUGGAUUUGCUGUGGAAUGAUGAACUUCAGAGAACUUACCUAGAACUCUAUUUAUACCCCUGACGGACAGACAGCCUCCUUUCAGCAGCUGCAAAGAAUGCUGAAAUGAGGACCCCUCCCCCUUUUAGGACACUGAGGGGAAAAGACAAUUUUGAAAUUCCUUUUCAAGGAAAAAAAAGGUCUUUAUGCUUUGCCAUGAGGACACAUUCAGCUGCUAUUUAAAAAUUAAUAUCUUGAACCUAAAGAAUGCUGACUUUUCCUGCAUUUCCAGAGUAGGCAGUAUUCUACACUUAAAGACUACUAUUUUUAUAUAAGGUAAUCUAUUCAAAUUGCUUCAGAUUCAAGUCUCUUGUUUAUCAAGACAGCUCCAGCAGGCGGUACAAGUCACAUUUCAUUUUAAUUGAAUACAUGAUUUUGAACAUCUCCUGUACUUAACUCUUUGUAAAAUGUAAAUAAAGUUAUUUUGAAUUAUC
Messenger RNA from Jaculus jaculus (lesser Egyptian jerboa), 2730 nucleotides. RefSeq names its product SMAD specific E3 ubiquitin protein ligase 2 (gene Smurf2). Lineage: Eukaryota; Metazoa; Chordata; Mammalia; Rodentia; Dipodidae. The coding region runs from base 31 to 2277 and encodes 748 amino acids. The transcript has 19 exons. Gene Ontology annotation, biological process: ubiquitin-dependent protein catabolic process; negative regulation of BMP signaling pathway. The record is from RefSeq and is a predicted model, not a curated record. Gene Ontology annotation, molecular function: protein binding; ubiquitin protein ligase activity.